CCUUAACCUGUAUAUGUUUUUCUUUGCAUUCAACGUAAAAAAUUAACCAUCUAUUUUGUUGUUUUGAAAGAUAUAUUUCUUUCAUUGUCAGUUAUUGUAACUGUGUUAGCUUAUGUAGAAUAAUUUCAUCAAUAAUUUUCAUUCUUUAGAACCUGUACCAAAAAUUAGUUAUUUCAGUUACAAUGAAUCUCAUUAUAGAUGAGAACACUGAAAAACCUUUUCAGUGCAGUGAGUGUCCUUUAACUUUCAAAAAGAAAUAUCUUCUUUCUAGACAUUCUCUUGUUCACACUGAAGUGAAACCAUUUGUGUGUGGUGAAUGUAGCAAAUCUUUUCGUCAUAAAUGUACAUUGCAAAGGCAUGAACGAAUUCAUACCAACAUUAGGCCUUUUGUAUGUCAUAUUUGUGACAGUUCAUUCCGUGAUAAAAGUUCUUUGACUAAACAUAAACUUACUCACACAGACAGAAAACGCCAUAUGUGUGAAAUUUGUAAUAAUUUAUUUAAAGAUAAAAAUAGUGUUAAAAGGCACAUGCGAAUUCACUUAGGUGAAAAACCGUAUGUUUGUGAUAUAUGUUACAGAGCAUAUAAUAAUUCUACUGGCUUGACAAUUCAUAGGAGGACGCAUACAGGAGAAAAACCUUAUUUAUGUGAAGUAUGUAGUAAAGCAUUCGCUGAUAAAAGUACUCUUGUGCGACAUAAACGAACUCAUUUACGCGAUUUGUGUAUGUAUGGUAAUAACGAAAUGUCAUCUUAGAUUUUUAAGCUAUUUGUUAAUCUUCACUGAUAUAAAACUUUGAAAUAAAUAUGAAAUAAUGCA
Stegodyphus dumicola is the source of this 815-nucleotide messenger RNA. Its product is annotated as gastrula zinc finger protein XlCGF71.1-like. Lineage: Eukaryota; Metazoa; Arthropoda; Arachnida; Araneae; Eresidae. The record is from RefSeq and is a predicted model, not a curated record.